UGUGGCUCAGAGGAAGAAAAGCUCUUUGCGUUCCUCCUCCCGAGGACUCUUGAGAAAUCCCCCUACGCUGUCCCCACAGCUGCGGAGAGGAGCUGGAAAAAGCCUUUUAGGGACAAUUCCCAAGUAUUUCCAGCGCUUCGGUUCCUUGAGGAGUGGCUGGGACUCAGUGGGAUGAGCUGCUGGUGGCCGAUGUCCCCUUGGGUGAUGCCCCCCCUGGCCGAUGUCCCAUGACCGCUGGGUGCCCGUAAACGUGAGAAUUGCAAACAGGAAACCUGGCUGACGGAUAAAAAUAUUGUGCGGCCGCCGGAGGGGAAGCGAAGCGGUGGGUGUGAAGGUGGCGGGGAGGGACGGGGUUCUUAAGGUGGAGAGAGUCGGUGCUGGCACCGCACCACGUGCCGAGGGAUGCUGGAGGGCACCGGGCACCAUCCCCACCCCAAGGGUUUGCAAAGCCACCGCUCAGCGCACCCCAUCCCUGUCCCGGUGGGAUGGAUAAACCAACCCCAGCCCUUAAUCCCUGCCCUAAAUCCCCAGUUCCCACAACCUCUAGGGUGCAGGCGGGUUGGCACCGCUCGUGCCACGGGACCAGCCGGAGCCUGGCACCACCAGGAGGGAGAGCAGCGGUGGCGGCAGCUCGGCAGCUGUGUUUUCCAGCUGAGGGUCCCCGGCUGUUUGCCACCCGAUGCCCCCAGCACAUCCCAGGGAUGCGCCCAGCUCCGGCAGCCGGUGGGGAGAAGGACACGGUGGCCGGAGCAUGAGGAGGGGAAGCGGCGCCGGAUCCCACCGUGCCAGGGACCGAAUCCUGGCUGGCAGCACGAGCCUGGACCAGCCGAGCCCCGUUGCCCCCAGCCCAGCGGCGCGGAAUCCUGGGAUGCGGCUGGGAGGGACAAGGAGCCCUUUGCAGGCAUGGAUGGGCCAGCGGGUGGGUGGCCGGAGCCCCACCGCCCAGCCGGUACCGAGGGAGCCAGUGUCACCUGGGUGCCACCCUGUGCCACCUUCCCGUGACGUGUCCCCAUCGCCCUAAGGCUCUUGCAGCUUCGGUUGCCGCUUCCUGCCCUUUGCAGGCAGCGGAGGAGUGAGCGCAGGCAAGGCGGCCACGCUGGGGGUCCAGGGUCCCGGCGUGGCCAGGCACAGGGGACCCCAUGGAUGACGACCGUCCCCUCUUCAGCACCUUCAAACCCCUCGGUGAGGACAACACAGCCAGCACCAAGCCAGGACGCGACACGACCCGGGACCAGCCCCAGGGAGCAGAGCAGCCCCUGGGCCAUAACGACACAGGUGGCAGGGCCCUGCCAGGCUCCUGGCCGUCUCCACCAGGCUGGUCCCUGCCGGAGGGCGACCUGCAGCCAGAGCUGGUGGCCCUGCGUGCCCAGACGAGGCUGUGGUUCGAGCAGACACAAGCCAGGAGGCUGGGAGCCAAGGGCGAGCUCCCAGCCUGGUUCCACGGCUUCAUCAGCCGGAGGGAGACGGAGCAGCUGCUGCAGGAUCAACCCCCAGGCUGCUUCCUGAUCCGCUUCAGCGAGAGCACAGUGGGCUUCGUCCUGUCCUACAGGGGCAGGGAUCGGUGCCGGCACUUUGUCCUGGACCAGCUGCCGGACGGGCGGUACGUGAUCCUGGGGGAGCAGAGCGCCCACGCCGCGCUGGCCGACCUGCUGCGGCACUACGCCACUGCGCCCCUCGCGCCCUACCACGAGGUCCUGACGGUGCCGUGCAGGCGGGAAGGGGAGCCCCGAGGAGGGUCGCAGACCCCCGCCGGCAGCAGUGCUGUGCAUCCCCCAUCCAGCAAAGCACCAGCAAAGCCCCUGGUGUACAGCACCGUGGCCAAGGGGGUCCCGGCAGCCAGGCAGGUGGCCGCAGCCCCCCCUGCUCCCUGCGGAGCCCAGCGCCGAGGGAGGCUCAUCCAGGGAGGCUCCCAACGUCCCCCCCGCCGCUGCCAGCCAAGGCCAGCUCCUUGGGGGCAGCUCAGGGGUCACACAGCCCCGCCGGCGGUGGAGCAGCCCCCAAAGGUCCCUCCGCUCAGGUGCCAGGCCGCCCCCCCCACACCACCCCCGCCACCCCCACCCGCCGAUGCCAAGUACCAGCAGCUCAUGUGCUUCCACACCUACGCCGAGCCCCACGAGGGCAUCGCCCCCAGGCCCCCCGCCCGCGAGGGGCUGCAAAAGCCCAUCCCCUUCUACGCCAUGGGCAGGGGGUCCAGCCCCGGCACCAGCCACGAGGAGAACAUCUACUCCGAGGUGGCGCUGGCCCAGCAGGAUCUGCCCGCUCCGCUUCCCGGGGGAUCCCGAGGUGGCUUCUCCACGCUGCCCCCCAAACCCCGCGCUCACCGCUGGCUCUUCCGCAGCGUGUCCAGCCAAGCUUCCAAGAGGCGGCAGGUCCCGGCAGCUCCCAGCACCAUUGGGAAGGUGGGAGAAGCUUCCAGCCCGGCCGGGGAGGGCACCACGAACCCUCGGCUCGAGCUCCCCGAUGCCGGUCGCAGCCGCGGGACGAGCGCUGCAAAACAACCCCUGGCUGCAGCGGGGCAGAAAGACCCCGAAAACAUUUACGAGCAGGUUUCUGGACACCGUCUCUAAGCUGGGCGGACGGGCAGGUCUAAGGCAAGAGCCAGCUCCCGGGCAGAAGGGAAUUCUCCGGCUCCUCCAGCGCCGGAGGCAGCUCUGGGAUGCAGGGGGAGAGGUCCAAGGCACAGACAGGCAGCGCCAUGGCUGGUCCGCU
This is a messenger RNA of Falco peregrinus (peregrine falcon), 2709 nucleotides long. RefSeq names its product SH2 domain containing 2A (gene SH2D2A). Gene Ontology annotation, cellular component: cytoplasm. NCBI's taxonomy places the organism in Eukaryota, Metazoa, Chordata, Aves, Falconiformes, Falconidae. The record is from RefSeq and is a predicted model, not a curated record.